CAUUGGCGUCCCGAUUCCAAAGUCCAUUCGCCUACACACAGCCACGGGUAAGCAGUUCGGCCGCUUCAGUUGACGAGUCAGUAUCUAACAUGGCGGAUUCUUCGUCUUUCGAUUCAGAUCGCCUUCUUGCUCACAAAUUCCCUGAGACGGAAUACACAUACACUGAAAGAGAUGCAGCACUCUAUGCUUUGGGCGUUGGAGCGUGCGCGCGGGAUGCCACUGAUGCCGAUGAGCUUAAAUAUGUCUACCAUGAAAACGGGCAGCAAUUUAUCCAGGUUUUGCCAACAUUUGCGGCUUUGUUUUCACUUGGCUCUCUGCCAAAUGGUGUCCAUCUACCAGGUUUGGAGUAUGAUCCACGUCUUAUGUUGCACGGGCAACAAUUUAUAGAGAUUUACAAGCCAUUUCCUUCAAAUGCUAGACUACAUAAUAAAGUCAGUCUUGCGGGAUUGCAUGAUAAAGGUAAAGCUGCUAUUCUUGAGAUUGAAACCAGAAGUUAUGAAAAAGAAUCUGGUGAACUACUAUGCAUGAACAGGACAACUGUCUAUCUGCGGGGUGCUGGUGGCUUCUCAGAUCCAUCUCAACCAUAUUCAUAUUCAAGCUAUCCAACCAACCAGGUUUCAGGUGUGAAAAUACCUAAAGUGCAACCUUUUGCGGUAUUUGAGGAUUUCACCCAACCAUCUCAGGCAUUACUGUAUCGGCUAUCUGGUGACUAUAAUCCUCUGCAUUCGGAUCCUAUGGUAGCAAAAGUUGCAGGGUUAGUGCAUCUUUUAACCACAAAACUAUUUUAUGAUCACCAUUGCUUCGACUUCAGUAGCAUAGAUGUGAAGGCAUUAUAGAUCAAAUAUCUUAUCCUCAUCCCUAUUUGUCAGAAAAUCUGGUUCCAUUGGGGUUCAGACCAUGCAUCUCUUUUUCUUGCAACCUGUUGUGUUAUCAUUUCCCAAUAUUGCAAUUAACUAUAUUCCAAACUUUAGUUGUUAUGUUAGGUAUGAAGAGAAAGUCCAGUUGAAUGACAGUGAUCCUUGCUUUAGCUAAAGAUUUGAGAUAUGCUGUUGUAGUUAUAUUCCUCCUUUCAUGUACUUGUGACGGUGAGCAUUAUUACCUUAUUAGGAUGUGAAUUGUUUUUGUAGUGGUAAUAACUUCCAUUGGAUAUUUUUUGUCUUUGCAUCCUUGCGUAUGGUCACUUGACUCUAAUUAAGCUUUAUAUUGAUCAGUUUUUCUUUUCCCCUUCAUCUUGAAAGAUUCUCGAGGCCAAUUUUGCAUGGAUUGUGCACUCUUGGCUUUGCAGUUAGGGCCAUCAUCAAAUCUCUAUGCAGAGGAGAUCCAAAUAUGGUAAAAAGCAUAUUUGGCCGAUUCCUUUUACAUGUGUUCCCUGGUGAAACCUUGGUUACUGAGAUGUGGCUUGAAGGCUUGAGGGUCAUAUAUCAGGCAACUGUGAAAGAAAGAAACCGAACUGUGCUGUCAGGCUACGUUGAUCUCCAUGGUUUGGCUUCAUCACUGUAAAUUAGCUGAAUGCAUCAAAUAUGAGUCUAUCAGUUUCUCAGUAAUAAGGUGACUCAAUUUCCGUAGUUCUUAACAUUGGCUUACGUGAGCGAGCAAUAUUUGAACCAUCCAUUGUAGAGGAUCCGGUGGCAAUGCCAGUUUACUCUCCAUUGCUGGUAUUGUGGGGUUCGUACAUGGAACCUGGCCUACCUGUUCCUUAAGACCAGAAAGAAAAACUAAUAAUAAUAAGCAUUGUUUUGACAAUUCAUGUAAAAUAAAAUAGAAAAGUGACUUGCAGUCUCUCGAUUUGCAAUCUC
Messenger RNA from Rubroshorea leprosula, 1796 nucleotides. The record is from the annotation of a GenBank genome assembly. Lineage: Eukaryota; Viridiplantae; Streptophyta; Magnoliopsida; Malvales; Dipterocarpaceae.